UCUCAACGUGUAUCUUCACCUCCAACAUUUUCAUCAUCGCAUCAAUCGACAACAUCCACAUCUUCACAGCUUCCGGGGAGCGCUCGACUCCAGCAUCGGCAUACGCUCGAGGUCCCCAAAGUCUCGGCGUCUCGUAUGUCCCGCGAGUUCGCCGGUGUGAACGCCGAGGACGUUGCAACAUCUACAGGUCGUUUCUCGCCCAACACACCAACGAGACGACGUGGUUCAAUGUCCCUCGUGCGCAGAGGUACUCGAUCAAUACAAUCGGAUGUGCUCGUCGAUGAGGUUCAAGACGAGGAUGCUGCACGAUAUGCUGAGCUUGCCAAAAAGCGCGCCAGUAAAAGGAAACGCAAAGAGGAAGAGGACGACGAUCUGGUGGUAGUCGGAACCAAAGUCGAACAGGGCCAUGUCAACUAUGUGACAGCAUACAAUAUGCUGACGGGCAUUCGCUUCACUGUUUCCAGGACAAAUGCCAAGAUGAAUCGAGACCUUGAAGAGAAAGACUUCACAGACAGCUUCAAGUUCUCAUUUGAUGUCAACGGCAACGAACUCACGCCGUCCGCCAAAUACGACUUCAAAUUCAAGGACUACGCUCCAUGGGUUUUCCGGCACCUGAGAAUAAUCUUCCAACAAGAUCCCGCGGACUACUUGAUGUCUCUGACUAGCAAGUAUAUCUUGUCCGAGCUUGGUUCGCCUGGCAAGAGUGGCAGCUUCUUCUAUUUUUCGAGGGACUACAAAUACAUCAUCAAGACAAUCCACCACGCGGAGCACAAAUUUCUACGGAAGAUCUUGGUAGAAUAUUACGAUCACGUCCGCCAUAAUCCCAACACUCUCCUUUCACAGUUCUACGGUCUCCAUCGAGUCAAGCUUCCUUACGGACGGAAAAUACACUUCGUCGUCAUGAACAACCUAUUCCCACCGCAUCGAGACAUCCACCACACCUUCGACUUGAAAGGCUCAACUAUAGGUCGAGACUUUCGAGAAGAGGAUUUAGAGAAGAACCCACGCGCAACCUUGAAGGAUUUGAACUGGCUACGAAGGGAUUUGCAUCUGGAGUUUGGUCCUACCAAGAAAUCGGCCUUCAUAGCACAGAUGGAGCAGGAUGUUAAGCUUCUGCAGCGCCUCAAGAUAAUGGACUACUCUUUGCUUAUUGGGAUUCAUGACUUGGAGAAGGGAAACGAAGAGGGUCUUCGUGAGAAGAACUUACAAGUCUUCCAGCCUAUGGGAGAUGAACCUGAAGACUUUCAACCAAAUCCGCUGUUACGGACACCUUCGAAGCUAGAGAAUGCUCGGAAAGCGAAAGAAUUGCGGGCGACGUUGAAGCUACAGAAGCCAGUUCCUAUGGGUCAAACAAAUACUAAAAUGCCAGACGAGGCCGUAGAAGGGAAGACGAAUUUCUACUUUUACAGCGAUGAUGGCGGCUUUCAGGCAACACAUGAGGACGAUCGACCAGGCGAAGAGAUUUACUACCUGGGUAUCAUUGACUGUUUGACCCACUACAGCCUUAUCAAACGAAUGGAACAUUUCAUCAAAGGCCUGUCAAAUCAGGAGUCUCAAAUUUCUGCAAUACCCCCCGAGCGCUAUGGAGAUCGCUUUGUUCGAUUCAUUUCCGCAGUCACCAAAACCAAGGAAGCCGCUGACGCCGAGAAGCUGGAAGAAGAACGCCGGGAGAGUGAAAUGCCCAGCGCUUCAAUCGAGCAAGCUCGUCAAACGCCCACUGAAAAGGUCAUCGAGAAAGCAGAGAAGGUUGCCGAGCGCUCGAAAAGACAUGGCCAAAGUGAAGAGAAUAUUCCGGAACGCAGCAUCACAGUAGUCCGAAGUCCAAGUGCAGAGCGCGGCGAACUGGGCUAUAGUCUGCCAGUUGUGGAGGAAGCACAUGAAACGAGUAGUGUUGAUGGACGUAGC
This is a messenger RNA of Pseudovirgaria hyperparasitica, 1905 nucleotides long. Its product is annotated as SAICAR synthase-like protein. The annotation marks the transcript as partial. The transcript has 3 exons. NCBI's taxonomy places the organism in Eukaryota, Fungi, Ascomycota, Dothideomycetes, Acrospermales, Acrospermaceae. Gene Ontology annotation, molecular function: phosphatidylinositol kinase activity. The record is from RefSeq and is a predicted model, not a curated record. Gene Ontology annotation, biological process: phosphatidylinositol metabolic process.